AUGUCCAUGCAAUCUGGACGCAACGGCCCCCGGUCCAAGAGCGGCUGUAGUACGUGCCGCCGCCGCAAGGUCAAAUGCGGCGAAGAAAAACCAGUCUGCAGGCGCUGCUCCGCGCUACGCCUCAAUUGUGAAUGGGGUGUUCCUGUCAAAAGAGGACGCAGUACUCAAAUUCGCAAUUUAGAACCCGCUCCAGUCGCUUCCGAGUCAUAUCCGAUCUGCCCACUGCCGAAAGUCGAGGACCUCGUCGAUUUUCAACCAGAUGUGUUUUUUUCCAGCAUGUCGCCAGUCUCAUGGGCAGGCGAUGUCAUGUCGUUAGAUGCGACUCCAAUACCAUCAUUUUAUCCCCCAGUGCCCAUCGCGUCUCCUGUAUACCCGUCGUUGAACAUUGAUGAUCUCGCUUGCGCCAACUCAUUGACUCUCAACAACCUUGAUCGCCAAUACUUCCAGUAUUUCCCUUCCUCGUCUCUCGUCCAUUACUAUAUGAAGGGCUGGAAAUGGAGCAGCUUUUGUCAUCUUUACGAGGGUCCCGCCGCGUCCAACAAGGUUAUAAUGCGCAUGAUCCUGGCUAUCGCAGCCUGCGACAUGCAUCGCAAUGGAAUAGUUACGCGCUCCCCGGGCCGACCAACAGCAGACGACCACGGGCGAUAUCACUACGGUUUGGCGGUAAAAGAAUUCAGACAACUGUUGGAGACACCGCGUCAAGUGUCGCUGGAUGAGGUCGAAACGGUUUUCGCUACCGUAUUCCUGAUGAUCGCCUGGGAGUGGCAGUUUGGUCACUCAGUGCGCCAUCUUCAACUCCAUCUUCAGGGAGUCCGAUCACUUUUGGAAACACAUCCCCGACUGUUCCGCAUCAAGGAUGUGAACGACAUGUUCUUGGCUCCAGAUAUCCCAACAACCUCCGACGAAAAUUCCGCCGUUGCCAGAGUCUCGUUUAUACCGGAACAAUUCCUCUUGUGGAUAUUAUAUAUCGAUGCCAGCUGUCGCCCUACUGGGAUCACAGAGUCACUGAAUGACUGGGUCGUUCAAUCAGGUAACCCUGCACUACAGCCGGAUCAUCUUUAUCGCUGUGCUCGCCUUUGGGGCCGCUGCUUCUGGGGCGAGCAAUACCCCGACGAGGAGGUUUUAGAUGAUAUUGAGAACUACCGAGCCUUGGAGUUGCUUCAUGCCGGGUUUUGUUUGCGCCAUCGAACCUGGAAACUCCUUGUGGAUUCAGCGGCUGGUACCGCUGAGCCCAAGGAGCCCUUUUUGCGCGAGAUUGUGGCUGUUCGAGAGAAAUUCUCUGAUCUCUUUAUUACGGCAAGAUUUGCGGGCAGCGUUUCCGCUCGACGUACGCUCAAUACAAUAUACAUGGGAGUUUGUACAUUCUAUGCGCAAGUUCUACUCUAUCGCCGACUUCUCUGCGUCGGCGCUCCUCCCACGGCUCUUGACAAGCAAGCUGUUGCGGCGAUUAUUGACAUAUCACAAAAGCAAUUCCUCUCUGAUCCAAAGCUCCUCAGGAGGCUACAUUGGCCCUUGCUCAUGGCAGUGGUUGAAACAGGCGAUGUCGCACAUCGAGCCUGGCUCCGGCAACGAUUGUGGGAACUUCGUGAUUUCCACUCUGAAUUUGUUUGGGCACAUGAUCUCGCCGAAGAAAUCCUGGCUCAGCAAGAUGUGACCCAGGGACGAUAUCUGAAUCUGGCAGAAUUGCUACUUCAGCGAAUCAAUGCCUUCUGA
Messenger RNA from Penicillium salamii, 1713 nucleotides. The record is from the annotation of a GenBank genome assembly. Lineage: Eukaryota; Fungi; Ascomycota; Eurotiomycetes; Eurotiales; Aspergillaceae.